Molecule: messenger RNA, 351 nt
Organism: Zychaea mexicana
Lineage: Eukaryota; Fungi; Mucoromycota; Mucoromycetes; Mucorales; Lichtheimiaceae
Exons: 3
Coding region: 1-351 (116 amino acids)
Source: RefSeq, a predicted model, not a curated record
AUGACAUCGGAACUAAAAAGAAAGAAUAAACAACAACAACAAGAAAGAAAAAGGGGUAUAAUCCUACAGAAGACUUAUGGUAGCGUUCUUUCGGUUGGAUGCCUUGUCUGCUUGUCUGGUCUAGUCUGCCAUGGUGGGGUUCGCAAUGAGGAGCCAGGUGCCACUGUAGAUCGCGUUCGACUCCUAGGACUCACUAUCGGCAAUCGACUGUCUGGCAUUCGGCUCUCGGCAAUCGACGCUCGGCAAUCAGCUCCCAGCUUCAGUGUUCGGCUCCCAGCAUCCGAGUAUCCAGUAAGCAGCUCCUCCAGCAUUCGACAACAGCAGCAAAUGGCCGUCCUUUUGGGUGUUUAG